GCUGACACAUUCAUUUGCAUAAUGGUUGAUUAAGCUGUUUUCAUGCCUUGCCAAAUUAGGCCAUGCAAUAAGAAAGGUAUACCUUUAACUUCGAAGUCAAACACCAAUGCUGAAGUAAUUUGUGCGAAUGCGGAAAUAAUGAAGGUUAAUGCAGUGAUUAGGACCGCUGAAAUUGGUAGUUCUGCGGUUGCUGGCGGUAUUUCUGGACGAGUUGCAGAUGAUGGUGGUGGUCGGUUGAAGAGUUUUCUGAAAUGGUCAGCCCAUUGUUUCCUUUAUUUCUCCUCUUUGCUAUCUACAUUAUCUUCACUAUCUUUCAAUGGCUUCGUCUGUGUUGAUCUCUUCCAUCCCAGAUAGAAACCUGGUUAUUUGAUAUAAUGUCGUCAUGUCUCUGUCUCUCUUGCCUGCAACUUUUUCUGCUCAAUUGCAAGAAUGUCGUAGAAGUGUCUUUUGUCUUUCCGCUCACUCUUCUCCACUUCUAUGUCCAGUGUAGUGUUUUAUAGACUGUGUGCAGUUCCUCUUUUCAUUGUUCAUCCAUGCACUGCAGUGCACUGCACUGGUUCAUCUUCUGCUUCACCAUCACCAUUUUCCUCCUCCUUUUCUAUCAGCUUCCAUGUAGAGAUCUGUUCCUUGUCUUUCCG
Heterobilharzia americana is the source of this 638-nucleotide messenger RNA. The record is from the annotation of a GenBank genome assembly. NCBI's taxonomy places the organism in Eukaryota, Metazoa, Platyhelminthes, Trematoda, Strigeidida, Schistosomatidae.